AUGUUGUCCCGCAGUACUUGGGGCGCGACGUCGUCGCUACUAUUACUCGCUUUGUCCCGCUUCUCCAACGCUGCCUGCGAAUGCGGCUACUCGGUUAACAGCACAAGCGACUCGAACUAUGCCGUCUUCACAGAGCUCAUGGAAAAUGACUUUUUACAUACUUCGACCGACGACUUGAAAGAGGUUGGCUGGCAGCCGCAGGAAUACAAUGUUACUUCGACGAACGCUAGAGGGCCUUUUGGAAAGAGCAUGGAGUUGACAAACAUUGUCACGAACCCCUUCAAGAAGGGCUGGUCGGGUGAUGCAGACCAUGGCGGUGAUGCCGGACUAGAGUUGUGGGUUCGCGGCGACCAUCAAGAUGGUCUCGUUAGCGGAGCCGAGCUUGUCACAAUGCGCAACGACUCUCUACUUGGAAGCUUCCGUGUCGGCAUGAAGCUGUCGAACUCCUCGGGAACUUGCGGCGCUUUCUUCUUCUACCACAACAACUCGCAAGAAAUUGACAUGGAGUUCCUGUCUCACCAGUUCAACAACUCCCAAGGCGCCGUAAACCUCGUUCUCCAAAGCCCGGAAUCCGUUACGCACGGCUACGCUGCUCAAGGAACAAACGGCUUCGAAGUCAAGGCUCUCCCUUUCCGUCCGGACGAACUGUUCCACGAGUACCGUUUCGACUGGACCCCUAACCGCGUCGCCUUCUACGUUGACGGUGUAUUCCUCCACGAGAUGACCGAGAACAUUCCCACGGAGAGCGGCGGCAUUUUCCUGAACCACUGGAGCAACGGUGACCCAUCGUGGUCUGCUGGACCCCCGGAUCAAGACACCGUCAUGACCAUCUCGUACAUGAAGUCAUACUUCAACUCGACUGAUACCGAACGCUCGCAGAACGACUACAAGAAGCGUUGCCCGACAUAUGACCCCGCCAAAGUCUGCGCCAUCCCUAACCAGAUGAGCCCACCGGAUCAGAGCAAGGGCCCAGAGGCAGCGAAAACCUACUUCUUCUCGCAAGAUGGAGACGAUAUGACACCCGGUCAAACAACAUACACAGGUAGCGCGACCAGCACAUUCGGUGCGCAAUCAUUAUCGAUCGUGGUCCCCUUAUUCGUCACACUUCUCAGCUUAACGCUGGCGUAA
This is a messenger RNA of Alternaria novae-zelandiae, 1128 nucleotides long. RefSeq lists its product as uncharacterized. Gene Ontology annotation, molecular function: hydrolase activity, hydrolyzing O-glycosyl compounds. The transcript has 3 exons. Gene Ontology annotation, biological process: carbohydrate metabolic process. Lineage: Eukaryota; Fungi; Ascomycota; Dothideomycetes; Pleosporales; Pleosporaceae. The coding region runs from base 1 to 1128 and encodes 375 amino acids. The record is from RefSeq and is a predicted model, not a curated record.